Molecule: messenger RNA, 1606 nt
Organism: Phasianus colchicus (ring-necked pheasant)
Lineage: Eukaryota; Metazoa; Chordata; Aves; Galliformes; Phasianidae
Product: indoleamine 2,3-dioxygenase 2
Biological process (GO): 'de novo' NAD+ biosynthetic process from L-tryptophan
Cellular component (GO): cytoplasm
Molecular function (GO): heme binding; metal ion binding; L-tryptophan 2,3-dioxygenase activity
Source: RefSeq, a predicted model, not a curated record
AUGGAGGCCGGGGACGGGAAGGAGGAGAGCCCACAGCCCAUGGGACUGAGCAGCUUCCAGCUCUCCGAGGAGUAUGGCUUCCUUCUGCCCAAACCUCUGACAGAGCUGCCACCUCCCUACAGCCCUUGGAUGGACAUUGCCCAUGAGCUGCCCCAGCUGAUCGCCAGCCACCAGCUCCGUGCACGCAUCCACCAGAUGCCACAACUGAACACUCAACACCUCCAAGGACGAGAGGAGCUGCACCUGGCCCACCUGGUGCUCAGCUUCCUCACCAUGGGCUACGUCUGGCAGGAGGGCGAGGAGGGCAGCAUGAAGGUGCUGCCCCGCAACCUGGCCGUCCCCUUCUGGGAGGUGUCACAAGCUCUAGGGCUGCCCCCCAUCCUCACCCAUGCAGACUUCGUCCUGGCCAACUGGAGGAGGAAGGAUCCCAGCGGGCCUCUGGAAAUUAAGAACCUGGAGCCCAUCAUAUCACUGCCUGGGGGAGAGAGCCUGCGUGGAUUCAUCCUCGUCACGCUCCUGGUGGAGAAAGCAGCUGUGCCUGGCAUCAAGGCCACCAUUCAGGCCAUUCACGCCCUCCAACACCUUGAUGAUGAGCGCCUGCACCGAGCCCUGCAGGGGUUGGCAGCAGCCAUUGGAGACAUGGACAAAGCCCUGCAGCGGAUGCACGAUUACGUGGAUCCAGCAGUAUUUUACACUGUGAUCAGGAUCUUCCUCUCCGGCUGGAGGGACAACACAGCCAUGCCCCACGGGCUGCUCUAUGAAGGCGUCUCCGAGCAACCCAUGGCAUUCUCAGGAGGCAGCGCAGCACAGAGCUCCGUGCUCCACGCCUUCGAUGAGCUCCUGGGGAUUCAACACAGCCAGGAGAGCACCACGUUCCUGCACAGGAUGAGGGACUACAUGCCCCCUCCCCACCGUGCCUUCAUCAGGGACAUCAGCCAGGCUCCCUCCCUGCGUCAGCACAUCCUCAGCUCUGCAGACCUGCGGCUCCGCGAGGCGUUCAACCACUGCAUCACAGCACUGGUGGACUUCAGGUCCCACCACAUCGCCAUCGUCACCAAAUACAUCGCUGUGGCCAAGGUCAGGGCAGGGCAGGAAGAGGCUGGUUCCAUUGGCAAACCCCCAGCUGCACUGGAGGCCAAGGGGACCGGAGGGUCACACAUCUUCAUCUUCCUGAAGAGCGUCAGGGACAGCACCAGGGAAGGGCUGAUCAGUGCCUGAUGCCUGGCACGGUGCUUGCUGCACCUUCCUGCUUGUGCAGGUGGUCUCAGCUCACUCCUCCCCACUGCCAGCCCCUUGCCUUCCCUUCAGCAUCUCUUCAGGAUGUCAUGAUUCCACGCUGCUUUGAACACGAGCCUGUCUAAAGGAGGAGAGAGUGCUGCCAUCCAUCACCCCAAAGCACACAGGGAGCACCAUCCCGAGGCACCAGCAGGAUUGUGCCACCCGAUGUCCUCUGUGACACUGGGACUCUGCUGCAGGAAUAACACAGCCUAAUAAAGCUGCAGCUCCUAGGAACGAAGCAUGCUGCCGGGCUCAUUACAGGGACGAUUCUCAGGUGCUCAUCUGCCCUAGAACUCCCCAGAAACCCAAACGUGCUCCCCCGGCUGAG